GUCCUGUGUUUUCUUCCCGACUCUCUCUCUCUGCACACGGUUGAGUUUCUGUGAAGUGUGAAAUGGCCGAAUCGUAGCGAGUUUAACGGAACUAUAUUAUAAGUGAAUAGAAGUCCGGAUUCAACUGUGAAACAACCAAGUCAAAUGUCCUACGCAGCAAUUUGACUCAAAAUCUAUUUUUUUUUGUAGGAAAAAGUGCGUGGCGGAAUAAGAAAACGCAACACGUAUCCGGUAUUCCACUCUAGAGUGAGAGAAACGCAAGGACUGGAGCGAGGUUGCAAGGGGAGAGGGGGAUAGUCGCAAACAGAAGAGGGAAGGGAGAGAAGGAAGAAUAUUUGGUAUUUUGGCUGUAUCUACACAUUUUAUUGAAGGAAUAAUGAGGAACAUUUGGAUAAUUUUGACCCUCGGCAUGACGGCCUUUCUCUCGGGGGAAAGGAUAGCGGACGCGGCCAAGUCGUCCUCCGAAGUGGAUGAACUUUUCAUUGACGACACAGGGUCCGGGGGUUACUACCCUGAGGACGACGACGACUUUAACUCGGGGUCAGGAUCAGGUGUUGGCGAGGAGGUGUUCGAGGAGGCGGUGACCGUGAGCACGCUGUACAUUGCCCCCAAAGCAGAACCCACCAAGGACUCCACCAAAGACUUCACUCCUCGAGUGGAGACGGACACGCCCAGAGAAGACCUGCCWAGGGAAACGCCCAGGAAGCCAGUCCGAACAGAGCCACCUGUACCCGUCACAGAGGACGAGCGUAAGAACCAGAUCACCAGCACCACCAGCAUCCCCAGCUCCCCACUGGAGCCCAUCGAGGUGCGCUCGGAAAACCUCUUCCAGAGAACAGAGGUGCUGGCAGCUGUCAUUGCGGGCGGAGUUAUUGGCUUCCUCUUUGCCAUCUUCCUCAUCCUCCUCUUGGUUUACCGCAUGAGGAAGAAGGAUGAGGGCAGCUACGACCUGGGAGAGAGGAAACCCUCUGGGGCAGCAUAUCAGAAGGCCCCAACCAAGGAGUUUUAUGCCUAAAGCCCCGCCCCCUCGCGAGAAGAUUGACAAAUCACAGUGACAGUUUAUGGCAGUCCAUGACAACGACAAAAGCUGUUAAAAUACAACAACAACAAAAAAAGUUAAACAUUUAUUGAGGAAAAAAUACAUAAAGGAAAGCUUUUGCAUAGAGUAUUGUAAUUAAGACAUUUUCUUUCUUCUUUUUUUAAAUGAAAAGCCAAGCAUUGCUUAUUUUAUGGCAAAUCUCAGUGUAUUUAAACAUUUUGUGUAUUAUUUGAAAAGGCUGAAAAAAA
This is a messenger RNA of Salvelinus sp. IW2-2015, 1287 nucleotides long. Its product is annotated as syndecan-2-A. Gene Ontology annotation, biological process: cell migration. Lineage: Eukaryota; Metazoa; Chordata; Actinopteri; Salmoniformes; Salmonidae. The record is from RefSeq and is a predicted model, not a curated record. Gene Ontology annotation, cellular component: membrane; cell surface.